Molecule: messenger RNA, 2347 nt
Organism: Choloepus didactylus (southern two-toed sloth)
Lineage: Eukaryota; Metazoa; Chordata; Mammalia; Pilosa; Megalonychidae
Gene: SPSB4
Product: splA/ryanodine receptor domain and SOCS box containing 4
Exons: 3
Coding region: 347-1168 (273 amino acids)
Biological process (GO): intracellular signal transduction; proteasome-mediated ubiquitin-dependent protein catabolic process
Cellular component (GO): SCF ubiquitin ligase complex
Molecular function (GO): protein binding
Source: RefSeq, a predicted model, not a curated record
GCCCGGCAGAGAGGGCGCUGCCGCGGGGCUCCAGCCGUGAGGACAUGCCCCUGGCCCUGGGGAGGGAGUAGGCAACGGCGGGGUCGCUGGGGCGCCCCUGAGCGGGCCGCGGCCGCAGACGCUUCUCCCGGGAGUCCGGGACCUACCAGUGCUGGGGAUUCCUCCUGGGCAGGCGCUUGCCCUCUGUUUUAUGGAGCUUGUGCCUCUGAUCCAGCCCGGCAGAGGCUGUGGCAGUCUAUGGUCUGGAAGCCUGGUUCUCAGCCCCAUGGCCCAUCCCCGGCUGCAGGGAGUGGAGGCCCCCACAAGGUAGCGGUGGCCUGCUGUGGCCAUCUUCUCCCAGUGAACCAUGGGCCAGAAGCUUUCAGGGAGCCUCAAGUCAGUGGAGGUGCGAGAGCCAGCGCUGCGGCCGGCCAAGCGGGAGCUGCAGGGCACAGAGUCUGGACGGCCGGCACGGCUGGACCAGCUGCUGGACAUGCCGGUGGCCAGUCUGGCUGUGCAACUACAGCAUGCGUGGAACCCCGAGGACCGCUCGCUUAAUGUCUUCGUCAAGGACGAUGACCGGCUCACUUUCCACCGGCAUCCCGUGGCCCAGAGCACCGACGGCAUCCGUGGCAAGGUGGGCCACGCCCGUGGCCUGCACGCCUGGCAGAUCAAUUGGCCGGCGCGGCAACGUGGCACCCAUGCUGUAGUUGGCGUGGCCACAGCUCAUGCACCCCUGCACUCGGUGGGCUACACAGCACUGGUGGGCAGCGACGCUGAGUCGUGGGGCUGGGACCUGGGCCGUAGCCGCCUCUACCAUGACGGCAAGAACCAGCCUGGUGUGGCCUACCCGGCUUUCCUGGGGCCUGACGAGGCCUUCACACUGCCUGACUCGCUGCUCGUUGUGCUGGACAUGGAUGAGGGCACACUCAGCUUUGUCGUGGAUGGCCAAUACCUGGGCGUGGCCUUCCGUGGUCUCAAGGGCAAGAAGCUGUACCCAGUGGUGAGUGCCGUGUGGGGCCACUGCGAAGUCACCAUGCGCUACAUCAACGGACUUGACCCCGAGCCCCUGCCGCUGAUGGACCUGUGCCGGAGAUCCAUUCGCUCGGCCCUGGGCCGCCAGCGCCUGCGGGACAUCAGCUGCCUGCCCCUGCCGCAGUCUCUCAAAAACUACCUGCAGUACCAGUGAGCCGGGGGCGCAGAAGCGCAGCGGCGGGUGCCCCACCCCACCCCACGGCGAGGCAGUUCCUUUUCACACAGCACAUUCAGGAAGGGGUCUUCCCCCGAACCACGGCUCCCCAGGACACGCAGUUCUCGGAAAAGCCAGGAUGUGUUACCAACUUCGAAAACAAAAUGUCUGUUGCCAACCGUGUUUGCUGCCUUCAAAGGAUCCCUCCCGAGUCAGACGCCUCCUCGGAAGCCACGGAGAGCCUGCAGCCCCCGCCCGGCUGAGAUCCUGCCCCGCAGCGGGGACAGAGCAGCCAACCGUUAUUGAUCAAAGAGCCUGCUUCCUUAUUCAAGGAAAUGAAUAAAACAUUUGGGCAGGAGGCUUUCUAUUGUGUGCCCUGCUGCAGACUAAGUGGGAGGGGUGGGGAGGCAAUUGCCUCUGAAUAAUGAAUGAUGCAAGUAGCUUGAUGUUAUGCCCUCCCUGCCUCCCUCCCCUUGCCAGGGCAGAGGGAUCGUGGUGACAUUUUAGGAUUUUGGGCCCCUUUGACAGACCACUAUCCAGGGAAACUCAACAGCAGAAUUGGCAGAUGGGGAAAACUGUGUUUAGACACCUUCCAGCUUACCUCUUUGAAUGCCAUUGACUGACUUACCCCAUCCCACAUAGCCUCCUUCCCUGGCUACAGACACACAUGAGCUCUCCAGGUGCCCCCAGCCCCUCCAUUCAGGGAAAAUAAGUCUGACAGUGUAAACUUUAUUAUUAUUAUUUUAAGUAGAGUUUGCAUUUUAAAAGAGGAGUGCGGUGAGGGCAGUAUGUAGAACAAAGGUGCUAAUGAGAGAAUCGUGACACCCACGUUGGAUGAUGUCCUUAGGCUGGGGGACCUCCCUGGGGUGCCGAGUGUCUCUAGGCAACCGUCCAUUCAGGGAACAGCCUGGCUGUCACAAAGCUUUAUUUGGACGAGUUAUUUUUCCACUCUAGGAGACUUCUACAAGUCUGUUUCCUGUUUCAAAUGUGUGUGUGUGCGAUGUGCUAUUCCUUUAUCAGCUGGGGUCGCACGGGGGCAGCUUUGUAACUGGAAGGGUGGAUGUGGGAGACAUUCUCUGCGCCCCGAGCCCAGGCCUUUCCCAGGAACGCUGCUGCUGCUGCCCUCUGGCAUCUCUCGUGUGUUUCGAACACUUUCUGUCCAGACUCGUUUUUAACUGG